GUUUUGCCCACAAAUAAAAACUCAGCGAAACGGGUCUUUGCAGCUAGAUUCUAGAUUACUUAGAAAAACAGUCUUUUAUAUAUAAAAACAACUAUAUUACAAACAAAUGUACCAACAAAUAAAAUCCCAGCGAAGCGGGUCCUUGCAGCUAGUUAAAACAAUAAAAUUCGUGAAUUAAAUCCUUAACGUUAAGUUGUUGACUAACGUAGUGCUGUAACAAAUUCACCAUGGCUUCGUCUAAAUGAGGAGUGGUCAUUACAAGUGACGUCAGCGUAUAUCCGCUCGUUUCUCCGACAAGAAAUAACAAACCGAUAACGGCGGAGUGAGAAUGUACAAAUCGUCACGUAACUUUUAUCAUGAACUUCGGAAAGUCGAAUCCGCUAGGACCAAGGAGCCCAAGUAAGUGAAAAAUUGGACUGCUUCUCACCAAGAAUAAUUGAAAUAAAGCAAACAACGGGGUUCGAUGGAAUGGCAGGUGAGGUUCUUUGCCCCGUGAGACAACUGAAAAUUCAAGCCGGCAGGCGAGGGUGUUAGAAAGGGUAUUCGAAUAUUUUAAAUAAUAGAAUACUAACUACCUAUCACGCAAUUUAAAAUAUGUGAAAUCCAAAAAAUGUUUUAAUAUUUGAAAUCCGAUAUUAGAAUGUUUGAAUAUUCGCGUGAAAUUGGUUUAUUCUUCGAUAUUCGAACGCGGAUGUUUUUAUAAUAAAAGCUCUUAAAAUUCUACGAGCAAUUUUUCUACAUUUUGCAUAAAUAUCAUUGACUGAGGUACGUCAUUAAAACUUAAUCUAGAAUAAUAUUUUCGAGAUGGCUACUGAGAAAACUUCAAGCGAAAUUCCUGUCAUGUCAAAUAAUGACAAUACUCGAAUUAGAUUUCAAGUCAUAAAGAUUUUUCAGUGGAAUGCCGUAGCUUCGUGGAAUUGGGUCACAGAAAUGGAAAUUUGUGCUAUUUGUCGAUGUAAAAUCUCGGAUUUAUGUAUCGAAUGCUUAGCCCAGAAAGAUCAGGAGGGUGAAGAAUGUCCUGUGGCUUGGGGAAGUUGCAAUCACUCAUUUCAUUUCCAUUGCAUUUCGCGUUGGCUGAAGAAAAGACAAGUUUGUCCUUUAGAUAACCGAGAAUGGCACUUCCAAAAGUACGAGUGAUGAAGGUCUUUCAUUUAGAAAAGUGACAAUGUGUAUUGUAUUACAUUUUGUACAAAGACGAAAUUC
Molecule: messenger RNA, 1203 nt
Organism: Centruroides sculpturatus (bark scorpion)
Lineage: Eukaryota; Metazoa; Arthropoda; Arachnida; Scorpiones; Buthidae
Product: RING-box protein 1-like
Exons: 7
Coding region: 805-1137 (110 amino acids)
Biological process (GO): ubiquitin-dependent protein catabolic process; protein ubiquitination
Cellular component (GO): nucleus; cullin-RING ubiquitin ligase complex
Molecular function (GO): cullin family protein binding; zinc ion binding; ubiquitin protein ligase activity
Source: RefSeq, a predicted model, not a curated record